GUACUGGCAGUUAAUAUCGGAACACAACCAGAAUUGAAAAACGGAUAAAAGUGUAGAAAGUGUAGCUAGAAAGAAUAGAUUUGAUUGAAUCUUAUUACUCCUUUAUUUUCUUUAUACGUUUAUUUUACUUUAAUUCCCUGAAGUCACAAAUUUGAUAUCAAAAUAUGCGCUAUUAAUGCAAUAUAAUGCUAUUAUCAGUUAUAUUACUAAUUCCAAAAGCAAUUCCGAAAAACGAAAUUUGCGAGAGCAUGAUAUAUAGGUUAUGGACAAAUCGCGUAGAACGAGCGAAAUAUGUGGCUCGACCGGUCCAAUGAAUAACAAUUUCAGUUAUUAAGAAUCGACAGUAUAUUGGUAUUAAUCCUUUAUUUAAGUCAAGUAGCUAAAUGAGCUAAAUGAUUUUGUAUAUGAGAUUUUGUAUAUGAGAUAGUACGAAAUAGCCAGUCCUGACUUCCACGUCGUUAAUACAAUUUCAGGAAUUAUCUUAGCGGUGGGCUGCAAAAUAUGGAAAGAUCUGAUUUGCCGAAGCAGUACGAUAAGAAGGACCAAGCAGUUCUUGGUUUUCAAACAGCAAAUAGAAACUUACGCAACUAAAGAUAUUAACAUUAUCCGAUACAUUAUCAAACAGAAAUCUCUUGGGAAAAACAAAUCAAAUGUAAAUUAUCUUCAUUGAAUAUGAGAUAGUGGACAUUUUAUAGAAAAGAAAAUGAAGCCAUACGACGUAUUCAAGGAACUUAAACAUCAAAAUGAUAUACUGGUUUUUAAAAAAUUGAUAGCUUCCGCACCUUUGCGUGAUCCUGAGAACACAAAUACAAUAGAAUGGCAGAUGGUUCUAGCAUACCUUUUAAAAAUAGUUAGUGACAAUACCGAAUUAGGGAACGAACGCGUCCUCUUAGCGUGCACAGCAUUUUACGCUGUGCUUCCGACACAAUACAAUUCGAAUCAUUUUAGAGACGUUAUAGUAACCUUCCAAAAACUGAAAACUAACUACAAAGUUUGUUUGUUGGAUAAAUCUUUUGAUAUUGCCAAUAUUGAGCUCUUUAAGCUAGUGAACGUCUAUGGAUAUCUGCAGUUAAAUGAGAAGGAUGUUCUUGACACGCAUUAUGAAUACAUCGUUUUCUCAGCGCUAUUUGAAGUAAUAUAUAAGCAUUGUAUAACUUACACGAAGUACUCCUACUUUGCGUACAAAGUAUUGUCCAUGUGGUUGAAGAGAUUGAAGAAUAUAUCCGACGAGUGUUUUUGGAACGAUCAUAAUUGUAUUUUAGAACGAAGGCUGGAGGCUAUCAUAUUCUCCAAUUGGUCCAACGCGCUGAAUAUUACAUGCAAGCAGAACGUAGAAAUUUUCAACACAUAUCUCCGGAUAAUGUCACAGAAAUAUAACGAGACAUUUAUAGAUCAUGUAUAUCGUAUGUGUCUUAAAAAUAUGUCGUGGCAAAACGAAACAAAAUAUGUUAUUCUAACGGAAAUUGUUCAAGUACAUGAUAUGGGAAUCCAAACACUUAUUGAAAAAGGCUUCUUAUUUGAUUUGUGUAUUAGUUUAACAAAAAAUUCUUUGCUUUGCGGCAGUACAAAGCUUUAUUUAGCGAUUUUAAGAAAACUAAGCGAGACUGAAUGGAAAAGGAUGUUCGAGGACGUUCUGAGAUUUGUUAUUUAUCGCUGGGAGUCUGGAAAGCAUGAAAAUCACAAUGCUCUUCAAUCAUUGUUUAAAUACUGGCUCGAACCGACUAUUGAAAUGUAUAAGAACGUACUGUUAUUUUUAUGGGAGUUGUGCAAAGAAUUGAAAGGAUACUUCUGUCGUUCGCACCUGCUAAGAAUAGCUGCUAAAAAAAACGAGUUGCUACAAAUGCUCGGAGAAAAGCUCGAUUGUUACACAAUUAUUGCAGAUUUCGCAACCGAUAAUGAGGAAAUUGUACGAUUGAAUGCUUUCGUUGCGUUCUGUUAUCACGCUCCCGUGCUGAUCGACUCUGAAAGAGUAGACCCAUUUCUUUUGAUAAAACGAUUUCUUUGGUUUAAUGCUAAUACCGCAACAAUUCUUAUGAGAGAAGGGAUAAUAAAACACUUCCGAACAAUGUGUGCAUAUAUCUUGAAAAUGAAUAGCAAUAAAGGUAGGUGCAUGCAAUCUGUUUUUGAGUUUAUGAAAUGGUUGUACGAAUACUUAUUGGAUUGUCUUGAAAUUGAUUCGUGCUAUCAACGCAAGAUCCUCGCUUUAAACUUAUACGAGAUCUUGCUUUUUUUCACAAAUAAAAAUUUGCUCAAGAACCUCACGAUACAAGGGGACCUUUGCUAUCACCUGAUAAUGGACAACAACUUAAAACCUAUUAAUGGGAAAUUUAUCAAUAAGAAAUCUUUGUUUACAUUAUUGAAACUUGUGUUGGAUUCCGCGCUUGAUGUUAGACAACUAGCUGGCAAACUUAUUCUAAGUUAUUUUGAAAAGAAUGCUUUGUCAACUGAAGAAAAACAAAUACUGUACGGUUGUGCGUGGGAGCAUUGCAAUUCUUUCAAGUUUUACGAAAUUGAAAGUGGAGCAACUCUCUUAAAGAUAAUAGCACAAUGGAUGCCUUUCAACGAGGUCUUUGAAGACACAGCUGCAUUAGAUUCUGAUAAGCAUAACUCUGAGCUUGCUUACUCGAGUUACUCAGAAUUUCUGUUGAAUGCAGCUAAAGUACAAUUAACAGAGAUGAAAACUGAUAUUUUAAAAGCCAUUGUCGAAAAUAAACCUUUCUACGGAGUGUUAACUGCUUUAUUGGAAGUUGCUUUUCGCAAUGGUCCAGAAAAUUCAAUUUUAAAACCAAAAUUUAUGGAUGAAUUACUUUAUCUUUUGACAGACGCCGUUGACUUUUUUUUAUCUUCAUUUUCUACGAAAACAUCGAGUAAAGUUUCUUCGUCAUCAUUUGCGGAGAUGGGAUUGGCUAUCGAUAAAAGGAUAAAGACUAGUGAAAUAGAGGAUUUUGAUUACGAUGAUUUACAAUUAUCGCCGGUACAUCAAAUACUUAUCUCGUGUAUCUGGAUGUCCUUAAAGAUAUUAUGCGAGAUUGCUAGCGAAAUUGGAAUGUUGAUGCAGUCGAAUGAACAAGUAAAACAUGCCAUGCAUAUUAUCGUUACGGUAUUGCGGAAAUGUCGACAUAAAGGCGUGGUGGAAUGUGCUGGAGUAGCGAUUGCGAAUUUAUCCAAGCGCUUAUAUAACUCAAAGGAGUAUUUUGAGCUACCAAAAGAACAUCUGAUACAUUUGUUAGAGGAUGAUGAAAAAUCAAUGGCUUUAACGCGGCGAGGUGCUGGAUUGUCAAUCAUGUUUCAUAAAUUAACCGUCAGCGAUAAUCGCAAGAAUCGACCUACAGUACAUUUUGCACUAAAAGUUUUGUUGAACUCGUUAAACAACGUUUCGUUGACGACUGUUGCAAAUGUAAAAGCUGGAGAGGACUCGCCAUGGACAAAACGCCUGUACUUCUUGCGCGCGUUAGUACUCGAUAAGGAGAUACAUGCGCAUUUAGUUUCGUACAUGGAGGACAUUUGUUUAAUGUGUUUCCGGUAUAUGGAAUCCGAGAUUUGGAUCAUAAGGAACGCGAGUUUGCAACUGUAUGGCGCGAUGGUGCCGAGAUUAGUGGGUCAAUCUACCAACAAAGGUGAUGAAGCGUUAGAUUUCGGCGAUGGUUACUCCGUCAAUAGCUUUGUCACACAUUAUCCGAAAUUGACGAGUCACAUGUGGGCACGGCUUCGAGCCGUUUCGAAGAUACGCGGAACCUCGAGCGAAGCGUUGCGCUCUUACGCCGGUGUCAUGUCCACUCUCAUGUUGCUGUCAAAGCUGUCAACAAGUGGCUGCGACCUCGUCGAUUAUCCCGCGAAAGCAUUCAUAACGGAGAUUAGACGUCUAUUGCUCGCUUUCCUUGGUAAUCCAAUGAUGCAUGUCAGGCAAUUGGCUGCGAAAGCGUACGCGGCUUUUACGCCUUGGAACGGUAUCUACCCGGAGAUGGAUGUGAUAAGGAAUAAGAUUCUCUCAAGUAAAGUUAAUAUGUCGCAUGGAUGCCUGUUAACUUAUAGAUAUUUAAAAGAAAAAUACAUUUACGAGACUUGUACUGUAUAUUCUAACGAGGAAAUGAGAAAUAGUGCCGAAAUCAGUUGGGCCGAAAAUGAAAAGUUUGGAUACAGUCGAUAUCAAGAUAUUCUACGGAUAUGGAACAGUAUGGGCCGACAUGAAAAAGCCACGCAACCGUGUUACAUCGUAGAGACAUUGCUUCAACGUGAAUUUAACUAUACUCGUUUUGCACAAAGAUACGCUGUCAGCGAAGAUUUAUUGAUAAUUCCAGAGAUACUGUCAACACAGAAAAUCCAACCAGGAUUCUUUCAGUUGGUCGAACAGUGGCAGCGGCUACACGCAGAACAUAUUAAAGUGUGCAUCAUAAAAGAAAGUUACAAACUCGACAGUCAAAAGCAUAUAUGGAUAAGUAGGAUCUUGAACUCGAUUUGUAUCGAACAAAGUAUCGGAUUUCUACAAGGCCUGUCGCAUUGUGUCCCUUUACUGGAAUUUAUGCUUAAGUACUUGAUCUCGAUAAAAGACGAUCAUCACCAAUUACUUUAUGACGAGAUAGUAGCGUUUACAUUGAGAACUAUAAGGCAGGUGGAUUUGACAGACAACAAAGUAGAAUUUGAGAAGAUAAUAGAAGAGUUCGAUAAGGUGGAUAUAUCUGUCGCAAAAUCGAGUGUAACUCAUGUGAAGAACUCAUUGAUUUUAGCAUUUUCUAAUUGCGAGCAGUUGAUAAACCGAGUACUGAUGUACAUUUAUGGUAUGUGUACGCAUCCGGAGCAGUCUAUGCGAUUGAUGGCGGUGGAAUACAUCGAGUUCGUCAUGUGUCGUUUUAGAGCGUUAAAAGACAACAAUAAAUUACUGAUUAAGAAAUGUUGUUUGUUUCUGCUGAAGGACGAGAUUACAGAGGUACGCAAGAUUGUAUUGAAAUCGUUGAAUGCGGCGCCUGUAUUGCAAGACUUUGUUUUGCGUCAAACAAAACACGAAGAACUAUGGUACCAACAACUUUUGUUUAAUGUUAUUCGUCAUCAGAACGCCACCGAGAACGAGGAGUUCGUAUGUUAUUUCACACUUUUCCUUUCACAUGCUCUCGGACAGUGUGGUUCUAUCAAGAUCGAGAAUCCAUUCCAUCACAACAACAGUAUUUUCUAUAAAGAGGAAUCAAAGUUUUUAAAUCUGUGCUUCCUUUAUCAGCCUUUAAGCAAUAAUCGCGAUAUUUGUGAAGAUUUGGUAAUAUACGCGAUACAAACGAAACGGUUCAGGAAAUUUCAUGAGAAAGCUGGCUUUAAUUAUGGUGAUUUGCGAAAGAUUUUGAAUUUGAAAGAGAUUGAUUAUAUGGCGCAAAAGCGACAGAUCGUUAUAGACCAGUGGUGUUAGUAACAAUUUUUAUUUAUUUUUUAUCAUUCCUCAUUCAUUUUCCGUUUUGUAAGAUGUAAAUUAGCCGAUUAGGUAUCAAAAGUUUAAAUAUAAUUCUUUUAUGUAAGACUGAUUGUAAACAACAUCUUUCAAUUUCUCAAAUUUGCAAAAACAAUGUCAGAGCUUUUUAUAUAGAUCUUGAUAUUUUAUUAAUGAUGAUUUAACCAAUUUUUGUUUUGUAUAGAUAAUAUACAAUUGACAAAUAUAAUUUAGAAACAAAUAUCUCAUUUACAAAUAGUAACACGAUUUGAUUUAGGUUAAAGUAGAGAAGAAAAUUGGUUUAGAUAAAAUAGAGAAAAAAACUUUUAAUAAAUUUAAAAAAAAAAUUGAGAAAAACAUUUAGAUAAAUUGAGGAAGGAAAUUUAGACAAAAAAUAGAAAAGAAAAUUGAUGUAAAUAAAUUAGAAAAUUACUAAGAAGUUCAUGUGCAAAAGUUGAUAUUAUAUCAUAUUGUAGUUACUGAGAACUAAGGUAACAAAGAUACGCCUUCGGUGAAACGCAUACUCCCUCGCUUUUUGCCAACUGAAGGUUGGCAGCAGUCGGUUGUAAAAAAUUUGAUUUAUAUACAAAUAAAAUAUAAAAAUAAAUCGAUUAACAUAAGAUUAUUGUUUAAGAUAAUAUUAUUUGGCAAGUAAAUACGUUUAAUAUAAAAUAAUCACGAAAAAUUAUAUGAUAAGAGAUUAAAGAUAUUUAUAUGCUCUAUUUCUACCAUUCUACCGAUUGUAUUGUACUUUUGAAAGAUCUAAGAAAUAAAUAGUUUUAUAUUCGUA
Molecule: messenger RNA, 6200 nt
Organism: Solenopsis invicta (red fire ant)
Lineage: Eukaryota; Metazoa; Arthropoda; Insecta; Hymenoptera; Formicidae
Exons: 9
Coding region: 704-5392 (1562 amino acids)
Biological process (GO): tRNA methylation
Cellular component (GO): cytosol
Source: RefSeq, a predicted model, not a curated record